Hevea brasiliensis (rubber tree) is the source of this 4063-nucleotide messenger RNA. RefSeq lists its product as uncharacterized. NCBI's taxonomy places the organism in Eukaryota, Viridiplantae, Streptophyta, Magnoliopsida, Malpighiales, Euphorbiaceae. The coding region runs from base 469 to 3972 and encodes 1167 amino acids. Gene Ontology annotation, biological process: snRNA 3'-end processing. Gene Ontology annotation, cellular component: integrator complex. The transcript has 8 exons. The record is from RefSeq and is a predicted model, not a curated record.
CCCUCACCCUUCAUCCAAACAUACCCUAAACUGCAACCGUUCUGACUGGGGUUUGUAUGCAUAUAACGCUAUCCCUAAAAUAUUUCAUAUUUUUCAUCUGUUGCUUUGCCCUUCAGUCUCUCACUCUCACAGGUAGAGUUUUCUCUCUCGAAUUCAUAGUCGCCAGUGCUUUAUCUUCCUGUUGUUUUCUUCUUCUUCAAGACCCAUAUGAUAAAUCUGGUUUAGCAUGGAGAAAGUGGACACCGAUGUCAUAGAUCUACCCCUUAAACGUCUCAACUCUUGGGCCGCAGCUUCCCUCUUGCUGCAUUGUUGUGCUUCUUCUUCUUCUUCUUCUUCUUCUUCUUCUUCUGUUCUUCACUGCUUCUGCACACCAAGGUAAAAGUCGAUGUCGGCUUGUGGGUAGGUAGUGGGAAUUUGAUCGAAGCUUUGAUUUGAAUCAUUAGGGAAGUGGGUUUGAAAGAAACGGUAAUGGAGAGAAUUUCUGCUGCUUGUGCCAUGGAAUGGAGCAUUGAGCUUGAGAAGGCCCUUCGCUCCAAAAAGCCAGGUCAAGCUGUCAAGGCCAUACAACAGAUAGGUUCAAGAUUGCAGCAGUGGAACAGAGAACCCAAACCCACAAUGGCUGUGUACAAUAUGUUUGGCUUAGUUUUGGGUGAAGAUAGACUUUUUGCCAAUACAAUCAUCUUACGGCUUGCUGAUGCAUUUAGAUUGGGUGACAAGGAUACAAGGCUUUCUGUUGUUAGGGUUUUCUUAUCAGUGUUCAGGAACAAUGACAAAGAAAAGAAAGGUAAACGGUAUGAAGGGAUUUUGUCAAAGGCCAGGAUACACAACCAAAUGGAGCUUUUGAAAAGAGUAAAGAUUGUUUUUGAUACUGGAGAUGUCGAGUCAAGGGCGCUGGCUUUGAUUCUGUUCGGUUGCUGGGCUGAUUUUGCAAAAGAGAGUGCUCAUAUACGAUACCUACUACUUUCCAGUUUAGUCUCCUCUGAAAUAUUGGAGGUAAAAGCAGCUUUAUUUGCAGCAGGUUGCUUUUGUGUUUUGGCCGCUGACUUUGCAUCUGUUGUAUUGGAGAUGCUGCUUAAUAUUUUAAUUUCACCCAACACAUCAGUGGCCGUAAGAUUAGCUGGAGUAAGGGUUUUUGCAAAAAUGGGGUGCUCAUAUUCUAUUGCAAAUAGAGCUCACAAGAUAGGCCUACAACUGGUAUUAGAUUCUUCGGAAGAUGAUUUUUUGGUUUCGUUACUGGUUUCUCUCUCAAAACUUGCUGCUAAAUCAACCCUUCUUCUUUCUGAACAGGUGGACUUACUUUUGUUGUUUCUCAGCCGAGAGAAAACUUUGAUGUUGCAAGCAACAGCAUUAAGGUGCCUUAAUUUCAUAUUUAAGAAAGGAAUUUGUCACUCUUCUGUUAGUACCCAUGCAAUCAGAACAUUACUCAGAACUAUAGAUGAAACUGAACUUCCAUCAGCUAUGAAAUGUGAAGCUUUACAAAUUUUGCAGACGCUUGUAUAUGGACUACCUGAACUUUCUUGUGACAAAAUGCUUGAUUUUACCAUUCUAUUGAACAUUAUUGAGAAAGCAGCUCAGUCACCUGUAAUGUCAGAGAGCAUGCUAGCAAUUCAAAUUCUUGUGGAUGCAUCAAAAAGACUUGGGGAAAGAAGGCAAGUAGGAUCUGAUGGGGAUUGUUUCUUUUCUCUGCCUACGAGGAUCAUAUCAGUGAUUAUGGACCGGAUGAUCUUGAUGUUCAAGCCAUUAUUGGAUGUUAGUCAGAAUAAUUCUAAAGUAUUUCAGGAAUUUCAAAGCCUGCUCAAUCUUCUUCUUUUUCUCGUUGGAGAACAUCCUGAUCUAGGUGUCUUGGUGCUGCAAAAAGUUGGAUCAUUUAUUGAAUGUCUUUUGGAUAUGCAUGACAAUGUCAUGACUACGAAGCAAGAAGGUGUAUCGGUUCAUGAGCUUGUUGAUUUUAGGGGACAAAAGAGCAUGUACAUAAGUUUGAAUUUGGUACAUAAUGUCCUCAAGUUUUCUGUAACUUGCAUUGAGAAUCUCAAUGAAGUUAGUGCCAUCACUACAGAAAUACAUGAGCAAGUUAAGUUUUUGGUUGAGCAGGUGCAAAGUUGUAAACUAUUUGAUCGAUAUAUAUAUAUCAUCUACUCUGUACUGUUGCACUCUCAAAAUAUUUGCGGUUGUGUGGUAAAAAAAAAUGAGGAACCUUGUCGUGUUGGUAGAAAUUUAGGUAACUCACUUUGUAAUCUGUCAGGUGAGCAUGAAAUUUUCUCUCUUGAACUUGUAGAGAAAAUGUUAAUAGAGAGGGAUAACUGGCCUGUGUACAAAGCUGGGAUAUAUACAGCAUAUCAGGGAGCAUGGAUCACUGCUGCAUUCAUAUUUGGGCAACUAAUAGGUAAGGUUCAAUCUGAUUCCUGUUCUUAUUGGUUAAAAGCAUUAGCUCAAUUUGCAGAGUCUGAAGGGAAAAUUCUACUUUUUCUCCUACCAAUUCUCAGGUCCAAGCUAAUGGAUUGGCUAAAGAUGAAAGAAUUUGGCAUCACAUUUUUUGGGGAUAGUCUUGAUGAAAUUGGCCAAGUUGCUGUUGGAAAUAUCAGUGAGCCUAGUAGUACCAAAUUGCUUGUUGGGGUUUACCAUGGCCUUUACUACUCUGGGGAAACAUUAAAAUCCAUUGCCAUUUUGGAAAAAUCAUGUUGUUUCCAGAGAUGGUUUUUGGCUUUGAGAGGGAAGGUCCUAAGAACUGUGGUGCAUGUACUUAAAGUUCUGGGUACCAUUCCACUUGCCCAGUGCAGUAUUAGCAACAAUGUACAGGUUGAUACAAGUGUUACAGUUGAGUGCCUUGACUGUUUGCGGAAAAUUACUCAAACAUCGUUUCAAUUGAAGAGUCUAGCGCAAGAAUUUGAUCUAAUUGCCAUGUCUUUCAUUGGCAUGGACAGGAGAAGUUCAAAAAUUAUUUCAGCACUUGCAUUGAGUUGUUCACUACUGGCAUUCACAAUUGGAUUUUCUCUUUUCAUUUCAAAGUUGCCUGACUAUGAAAUUUUAGCUCCAUGUGAUCUGCAAAGCUCAACGAACUAUUUACAAGGAAUGUUAAUACAGAAUUUAGCCUCACGGUUGUGGCUUAUAGACCAGGAGAUCUGUUCUAAUUUGUUUCUGCUUUUAGAGGUCAAUGGAAAGUCCAAAAACUGUUUUGACUUGCAGCCUAGAAAUCAAAUAUUGAAUUCUGGCGGUGAAGUGAGAGAUAUUCUCAAUGUUUGUAAAUAUGCUGUUUCUGGCAUUGUUGGCUUGCAAAAUGAGACUAGGGGAGUGCACAAUGAAGAGAUUUUAUUCCACAUUAUCAAGGAUGGUUUCCAGCUUGUGUUGAAGACUAUCACUGAAUGGAUGCACAUCCCUUUCCGAAUCCCAAAGUAUUUCUUUAAAUUAAGGCCAUGCAUUGGUUCAGAGCUCAUUGUGAUUAGUGGAGACAGUAGAAACUCAAAUGAGUUGACUGUGUUGCAAGGCUUCCACCUAUCAAUAAAUCUUUGUCUUCAAUUGAGGAAUGUGCCAAUGAAUCUCGCAGUUCGGAUGACAAAGCUUUAUUGCAUUCUUUGUUCUAGUGCAUCUUUUCAGGAGCCUAAAUCAAGUGGAGAAGCCAGAGGGCAAAUGCAGUUGGAUUACGAUGAUUGGGAAAUGUCCAGUAUGAUUGCAAUGAAUGAAAGAUUGUGGCACCAAGUAAUUGAUCGUGCCAAGAAGACGGACAAUUGUAAACGUGGUCGGGAUUACGAUGCUAGUAGUGACGAUGGGACUGUGUACAGAUUUGUGUGUUUUGAGCUAAAUGAUAGAGGGCAAGGCUUUUCCAGUUGCCUGCUUGAUGUUUCUGAUUUUCCAGUUGGUUCUUAUAGAAUCAAGUGGCACAGUUGUUGUAUAGACUACCGAGGUUCUUAUUGGAGCCUCCUUCCGCUAAAUGCUGGACCUGUAUUUACUAUAAAGAAACCCUCUGCUGUAGAUUAAUUUUUAUUUUUUGUAUCCAUUUGGUAGGGCAUAUAAUUAUCUUGUGAGCUAUAUUUAUUAAUUUUGUUAUGAAAAUGCAAUUUCCAUGCAA